Messenger RNA from Anarrhichthys ocellatus (wolf-eel), 2390 nucleotides. RefSeq names its product holocytochrome c synthase b (gene hccsb). NCBI's taxonomy places the organism in Eukaryota, Metazoa, Chordata, Actinopteri, Perciformes, Anarhichadidae. The transcript is spliced from 8 exons. Gene Ontology annotation, biological process: cytochrome c-heme linkage. Bases 112 to 957 code for a protein of 281 amino acids. Gene Ontology annotation, molecular function: holocytochrome-c synthase activity. The record is from RefSeq and is a predicted model, not a curated record. Gene Ontology annotation, cellular component: mitochondrion.
ACUUGGUUUACGUACUGCACACAUAACCCACAGUAACAUGUCCUACUCGUUGACAUUGGGAUAGCAAACCGACACCAGACGCCUCUGUGCUGACUUCUCUUACAGGGCAGGAUGGGAGCCUCCUUGUCCACACCUGCUGCUCCUACAGUCCGGGCAGAGGCCAUGAUGGCCGCCCCCCCUCAGGGCUGCCCCAUGCACCAAGAAGCCCAGCCUGUCAAAGUGUCUCCACCUGCGGAGUGUCCCAUGCAUCAAGCUCAGCCUGUGAAAGCGUCUCCCCCGGCGGAGUGUCCGAUGCACCAAGCAGCAGCAGGUCCAGUUCACCAGGACCGGGCCUAUGACUAUGUGGAGUGUCCCAUGAAAGCUGCAGAAGGCACGAAGAGUGACAUCGACCCAGCUAACAUGAUGCCUCCUCCUAACCAAGUACCAGCUCAAGACCAGCCCUUCGCCCUCCACCUGGCCAGAGAGGAGUCCACCAUUCCCCGUCACAACGCGGAAAAGAACUGGGUUUACCCGUCUGAGCAGAUGUUCUGGAACGCCAUGCUGCGGAAAGGGUGGCGCUGGCGUGAGGAUGACCUCGGCGCUAAAGAUAUGACCAACAUCAUAAAAAUCCACAACACGAACAACGAGCAGGCCUGGCAGGAGAUCCUGAAGUGGGAGGCGCUGCACGCAGGUGAAUGUCCAUGUGGGCCGACCCUGAAGAGGUUCGGUGGUAAAGCCAAAGAGUUCUCACCGAGGGCUCGCUUCCGCCACUGGAUGGGCUAUGAGCUGCCUUUCGACCGCCAUGACUGGAUCAUCGACCGCUGUGGGAAGGAGGUGCGCUACGUCAUCGACUACUACGACGGAGAAAUCAACAAGGAGAACUACCAGUUCUCCAUCCUGGAUGUGCGCCCCGCCUACGACUCGUUAGGUGCCGUCUGGGACCGCAUGAAGGUGACCUGGAUGCGCUGGACCUCCUAAAAGGGACUCGGGACACACACACACACACACACACACACACACAGACUGUGAAACUGGUGUUCCUUAUUUUAGCUCUGUACAAGAUGUGCUGUGCAAAGAAAACAUAAGCAGAACUCCUGAAGACAAAUAAAAUGACUUGGUGUUUGCAGAACGUCUGUUAGGCUGCAUGAAGCUUCAUCUGCUCAUCACAGUGAUUUCAAAGGUCAGCGUGUGUCUCACUCUGCUCACUGUCGGGAACACUCCACCAAUGUGACACACAAAGGUCGUCAUGAGGCGCUCCGUCUGCUGUGGCCACGACUGAAGAAAUAACCCUGACGAUGUCAUAGUGGGGUAUAAAAGUCAGCAUACAUCUCCUUCUGCUGCUUCAUUUUGAACCAUUUAUUUGUUAACCUUUCCAUGUUGCAUUUAUGUUAAAGCAAUACUGAGUUGCUUGAAGUACGGAUUUGUAGUUCUUAUUCUGCUGAGUCUCUGUAGACUCGUGCUGCUUCUGAUUAGCUGUAGCUCAUGUGGCGGCUUUGACUCGUGGAAGAAUUGUUAGUUAUCGGUGCUCCCACACGUCCUGGAAAACACGUUUUUCAGUUCUUCAAAUUUCAUUGAAAGUUAGAGGAAAAUUAAAAUGUCCUGGAAAAUCUUCUGUUUCAACAUUCUCCUUUUUAUUUUAUUUUAGAGACACACUGUCACACCAGCCAUAUCACGGGGAAAGAUUGGGACCCGUGGUUGUGGUCACAAUAGUUUAUGCUUCAAACACUCAUAUUCUUCAUUAGGAAUACAUCAUUUCAUCUACAGUCUGUUAUUUGUUGGUGUGUUGCCUGUAUAUGAUAAAUGAGGAGUACUGCUGUACAGUAUUUUGCUUUUGAUGCAGCACCCGUAGUUGGUCCCACUCAAUGGUUCUCCAUGCAGACUGAGUGCUCGGUGACCCGUGUGAUUCUCCUCUGAUCCACGCCGUCAUAUGUUACUGCAGCACAGCGAUGAGGAUAAUGCGUAUGGGUGACCAUGGCGGGUGAUGGGUGUCAGUCUAGUUUGACUUUUGGGUUUAUAGUUCUAUUUUUUUAAAAGGACCAGGAUGGACGUGAGGCUUGCUGUUAAAUCAGCGGGACAACAGUAGAUUGUUUGGAGGUAGAGCCGCUGACCAGUUGACAUGCUGUUCAUCACUGCAGCUUACUUCAUACACUGUAAGACUGCAUUAUUUCAUAAUUAGUGCUAAAGCUCUUAAGUUACUUUAAAGUCACUUUCUAUCUGCUUUAAUGAUUUUGAAUCUGCUUUUCACAGUGUAACAUGUUCAUGUCUGACUUCAGCUUAUCAAAUUUAGUUGUGUUGAUAUUUGUAUUUAUUGAUUCAUUAUUAAUUAUUAUACCUGAGGGCAUCAUCUUGGUGCUUAAGUUCUUCUAGCUCUGUUGGUCAACUAAACUAACAAUAAAGCUGCUCAUCUUCUG